Molecule: messenger RNA, 1806 nt
Organism: Lycium ferocissimum
Lineage: Eukaryota; Viridiplantae; Streptophyta; Magnoliopsida; Solanales; Solanaceae
Product: putative glucose-6-phosphate 1-epimerase
Exons: 8
Coding region: 500-1426 (308 amino acids)
Biological process (GO): carbohydrate metabolic process
Molecular function (GO): carbohydrate binding; isomerase activity
Source: RefSeq, a predicted model, not a curated record
ACUUGGGAUUUUAUCUUGUUUUGAGAAUUUUGUGGUCUAUGUUAGAACUAAUAGAAGUUAGUUAUUAAAGUAAAAUUUUCCAUUUUUGUAUGUUUGUUAAUCCAUUAACUUAUAAGAUUUACUUUUGUUUUGUCUUAGGUAAAAAUAUCACAUGCCCUCACCGUGAAUUUAGCUAGGAUGUUGAGUACUUCUAUGCAGUUGCCAAAUGUCCCAUUUUGUUGGUUUCUUGAGGUAGCUUGAGAAGCUGAUGUUGCUAUUUGAAGUUUGAUUUGCUGAUAAAAGAAAGUCUGAUUUGAGUAAAUGUACAUUGAAUGUGAGAGGUUUUGAUAAGGUUCAGGAUAGAAAAAGCAGAUUAUAGAAGGCUAUUUAUAUUUUGGGUUCACUAGAUUACAAGAAUCCAGGAAGGAUUUUGUUUAAGAUAGUCAAAAAACUCCCAAUAUAUAGGAGCCAUUUGUCCAUUCAUUGUUGGCAGCAGUUUUAGGGCAAAAGUGCUUUGCAAAUGGGGCAUUAUGCAGCAGUUUGGGAUCAUACAGCAGCAAUUGAAGUAACAAAAGAUUGGAAUGGGAUUGAUCAGGUUGUGCUUCGGAACCCUCAGGGCGCCUCUGCGCGGGUUAGCUUGCAAGGAGGACAAGUUACUUCUUGGCGGAAUGAACGAGGGGAAGAGCUCCUAUUCAACAGCAGUAAGAGCAUCUUCAAGUCUCCAAAAGCAACACGAGGAGGAAUCUCUGUUUGCUUUCCACAGUAUGGAAAUGGUGGUGCACUUGAGCAACUUGGAUUCGCAAGAAACAAAAUCUGGACCAUUGAGGAUGACCCUCCAUCUUUAGACUCAUAUGACCCACAAGGAAAAUCUUUCAUUGACUUGCUGCUCAAACCUUCAGAAGAUGAUCUCAAGUUCUGGCCCCACGGUUUUGAGUUUCGUCUUCGGGUUACGCUGGCAUCAGAUGGAAGUUUGUCCUUGAUAUCUCGUAUUAGAAACAUCAACGGCAAACAAUUCAGCUUCUCUUUUGCUUAUCACACAUAUUUCUCUGUUUCCGACAUAAGUGAAAUAAGGAUCGAAGGUUUAGAAACACUGGACUAUCUAGACAAUCUGUGCCAGAAAGAACGCUUUACAGAACAAGGAGAUGCCAUAACUUUUGAAUCUGAGAUUGACCGUGUAUACCUUAGUUCUCCAAAUCGCAUUGCUGUUCUUGAUCAUGAAAGGAAACGAACAUACCUGAUUAGGAAGGAAGGAUUGCCAGAUACUGUGGUGUGGAAUCCAUGGGAGAAGAAAGCCAAAGCAAUGGCCGAUUUUGGCGACGAGGAGUAUAAGCAGAUGCUUUGUGUUGAUGGAGCAUCAAUAGAGAAACCCAUCACAUUGAAGCCAGGAGAGGAAUGGACCGGUCGUGUCGAGCUUGUCGUCGUUCCAUCGAGUUUCUGUGAUCUUUAAUCCUUCUAAGUCUGGGCAGAAACAUUUCAGUAAAGGCUCAACAGCUUAAUGAGGGACUGUAAACUCUAUACUAGGUUUAUGUACUUGUUAAUGAUGAUGUAAUGAGGUGUUAUACAUUAGUCAUUAAACUGCUGUCAUGAACCACCAAAGCCUGUCGAUUUUUGGAAUGGCUUCUUGGUGUUUGUCUUUUGAAGAGUAAAGUUUUCUGUAUUGCAUUAGUAUUUUCAGGUUUGUGUAACUGGCAGUCUUGAUGACUUAAUGUCAUUUUGGUGAAGAGAAGAUCAAACUUUUCUGUGGUUUGGAGUAUACACCGCAUAGCUUCAUUCAAUGCUGCCACUUUAUAUCUUUUGAUUGAAUUUUCUGUUUAAUACUUAAAUAAA